AUGGAAAAUCUAACAUCAGUAAAGCCACUCAUGAUUGUUCAUGGAGGUGCUUGGUCCAUUCCUAAAGAUUUGGAACAAGAUCACAUUGAUGGUACGAGGAGUGCCAUUGCUAAUGUUUAUCCAGCACUUUUGAAGGGUGAAAUUGAUGCUGAGGAAGCUGCUGUGAGAGCUAUUAAAAUUUUGGAAAAUGAUGAAACAUUUGAUGCCGGGAAGGGAUCUUUUUUGAAUUUGAAAGGACAAGUGGAAAUGGAUGCAAGUAUCAUGAAUGGAACUAGUUUGAAAUCUGGAGCUGUUUGUGGAAUUCAAGGAGUGAGGAAUCCAAUUUGUGUUGCCAGAAUGGUCAUGAAUAGAACUGAACAUAAUUUGUUGGUUGGAGAGAAUGCAUUGGAAUUUGCCAAAUCAAAUUUGAAAACAGAUGAAGAAAGGAAGGAAUUACUAAUUGAAAGUGUGGAAGAAUUAUUGACAAAGAGAGAAUUGGAAUUUUUGGAUAGAAUUAGGAAUAAUGAGGAAUUUACGAGUAGAACUGUUUUUGAAGCUAAGGAUACUCAACCACCACCUUCAAAGAGAGGAACUGUUGGAGUAGUUGUGUUAGAUAGAAAUGGAAAUAUUUGUGCAGCCACAUCAACUGGUGGAACUCCUAAAAAAGUUCCUGGAAGAAGUGGAGAUACUGGUCUCAUUGGAUCAGGCACAUUUGCUGAUUCUUCUGUUGCAGGAGCUUCCUCGACUGGUUGGGGAGAAAGUAUAAUGACCAUUCAAAUGACAGGAACGUUGAUUAGAUGGCUCGAGUUUAAUAACGUUCCUCAAAGAAAGGAAAAUACCACAGCAACAGUCUACACUCACCAAUCAUUCCAGGAAAAACAAGAACCACUCGAACAAGUUAAUUUAGCAACUCAAAGAGUUAUUGAAUAUUUACAAGAAAAAGUGAAUGGACUUGGUGGAUUGAUUGUCUUAUCCAAAGAUGGAAAAUAUGCAGUUUCACAUAAUACAGACAAGAUGAGUUUUGCCUACGUUCCUGCAGAUUCGGUCGAUUUGGUAAAUAACACUUUCGAAGUGGUUUCACUCGUCUCUGAAAAGAAGAUUUAACACCUUUUGUGCCACAAAUACAAUAUUGUAAUAAAUCCGUUGUGGCAGUUGGAGAUUUACUUUU
This is a messenger RNA of Naegleria gruberi, 1147 nucleotides long. RefSeq names its product asparaginase family protein. Gene Ontology annotation, molecular function: hydrolase activity. Bases 1 to 1083 code for a protein of 360 amino acids. NCBI's taxonomy places the organism in Eukaryota, Heterolobosea, Eutetramitea, Acrasida, Naegleriidae. The record is from RefSeq and is a predicted model, not a curated record. The transcript has 4 exons.